Electrophorus electricus (electric eel) is the source of this 1332-nucleotide messenger RNA. NCBI's taxonomy places the organism in Eukaryota, Metazoa, Chordata, Actinopteri, Gymnotiformes, Gymnotidae. The record is from RefSeq and is a predicted model, not a curated record.
CGCCUCACGCUUUAUUUGCUUAAUGCGCAAAGUUUGUCUGCUGGUUUCUUUGAAUGGCAAAUGUGGUGCAGCGGCAAAGAGCCGCCAAACCCAUAGCUGCUGGCGCGCGUAACCCCACAUACACCAACUCUGGGCUUCCGGAACCCAUCUCCAUCCCAAAGUCACAGCUGACCACGCGGUCCGGGUGUACGCUGCACGCUAGUGUUCCGCGAGAGCGACACAGGACGCCGAAGCAGGACGCGCCCCGUGGACGCUCGAGACGAGCGGCGCACCUGACGUCACGGGGGGCGGUUCCUCGGGCGGUUAGGCGCGUGCUUGCCCGGUGUAGCCUCACUUGCCCUACCUGAGAGACCCCAGCAUCCUCGAGAUGACUUCCAAAGUCAUAGGCGCGUGCGUGCCGUUGUUUUCUUUAGCCAUCGCUUUUGACCUGCUCGGUCUCGUUCUUCUCUUUGUGGGGAUCUUCGCGGAUCUGAAGGUAAACGGCAGGUUUUACGGGGAUUUCUUCAUCUACACGGGCGCAAUAAUCCUUUUCUGCAGCUUGGGUUGGUGGGUCAUGUGGUACGUGGGGAACAUUAACCUCUCCAGCGCGGGCUCGCGACGCAGCGCGAGCACCGCACGCAGUUUUAAAAAGCUGGCGAGGAAGUUGACCGAGCGGCUUUCCAAAACGCACGCGGAAAGCGACGCGCAAAGCGUCAUGAAGAACGUCGGGGAGGAAGAGGAGGCGAGGAAGAGCAGCCACCUCAACCGGGGCUUGGAAAGCACUCGCUCAGGCGCUGGAGGACAGGAAGGCUUAGCAGAAGACAGGUUAGCUUUGUAGAAGAGGCUGUGAGUGGGCACCAACCUGCUACGUGUUCAUUCAUUCAUUUAUUUAUUUUAUCACUAGAUGCUAAAAUUGAACUUAAAUGUAUUUAUUGGAGCAAAACGAUUUGUCCUUUACCUACAUAUGUAAUGAGAACAUGUACGGUCACAUUAGUAAUCUUUAAGGUUUGAUCCUGCUGCUGGAGAGAGGAGUGUCUCACGCUGGAGGGAAGUCACAGUCAAACAGACGUCAACAUGCAAACACAGCAGAGAUCGCGUGUUCACAUGCAGCAUGUCCUGUCACCUAUCCCUGUGGAAGCACCGGGAGAGGGAUCAGUCAGACCGGUCGGCCCGCUACGCUGCCCCCAGGGCCGCGGCUGCCCUGACACUUCAGUUAGGGUAGUGUGUCACUGAGGAGUCUGAAGGACAAGACUGGCAAGACUUGGACAUGCGACGUGUAGCAGUAAUGCAACUUUACAAAACAUGUGCAGUCGCUGUUGAAACGUGUAUAAACAAACAGUGUAUGUUUUCUGA